AUGCAUGCACCAUCUUCGAAACCUCUCGAAAUAUUUUCGACAGGGUCAUUUGAUACUUUGAAGCGGGAAGGCUGUUAUUAUUUAGAUAAGACUCACUUCAUCCCUAAAAUAGAAGCUCUCCGUGCUCCCGCCAUCCUUUCUCUACGUCCUCGUCGUUUCGGAAAAACACUAUUCCUCUCCACUUUGUCAUCUUAUUAUGAUAUAAAGAACAAAGGAGAACGAUUCAACCAGCUUUUUGGUGAUUUAUUCAUCGGCGAAAACCCUACAAAUUUAGCAUCAUCAUAUCUUGUUCUCAAACUCAAUUUUGCUGGGCUUCGCACUAAUGAAACAUACGACAUCUUCAAUGUCGACUUUCACGAAAGUUUAAAUAGAUUUAUGUCAAUAUUUAUGAACCGAUAUCGAUAUGAGUUGGGGGAUUAUUUCCAGGCCGUUGAUGAAAAUAAAAGUGCUUUGAGAAAUUUCAUGAUGCUAUUGGAAGCGGUACAAUUAAGUGAUCACAAGCUUUAUGUUUUCAUCGAUGAAUACGAUGCUGGCAUGAAUGAAGCCCUUAAAAACGAAACCAUCUUACAACCUCUUAUCGCUCAUCAUGAAAAGAAAAGUAACCCUUCUAAAACCAGAAUUGAAGCAAUGGAUAGUUCGUUCAAACAAUUCUACAGUCGCCUGAAGACUGCUUGUGAUGAAGGCAUAGCUCGUGUUUUCCAAACUGGUGUGACCCCCGUCGUUAUGUCUGAGUUCACUUCGGGUUUUAACAUUUCGAAAGAUUUAGCAUUAAGAAAAGAAUUUUGGGACUUGUAUGGUUUCAAGAAGUCGGAAAUUGAACAUCUCUUAGACAAUGCUCUUGGUUUAUCAUCAGAUGUUAAGGGAGGAAUAUUAAAGUGGUUAAAGGAGGAAAAUGAUGGGUAUUUUUUCAACCCUGAUCAAACUGAGGGUAUUUUCAACACUGCUCGUGUCUUAUACUGUAUUGAGAUGUUGAUGGAAAGAAAAACGAUACUUACAAACGAUGAUUAUCAGGAUACUUCAGCUACCAUCAAAAAACUUCUUAGGUUUCCCUCUGACCCGCAUACAUUGCCCUCUCAAACAACUUUGGAUUUGAUUGUCAACAAUCCCCUUGGCAAAUUCGUCCUUACCGAAGUACUCAAUCAACAUUCUCUUGAAUUAAAAACGGAUAUAGAACAACGAUUUCGGCUUACCAACAUUCGUGAGCUAGCAACUGAUCGUACUCCAUUACUAUCAUUCAUGUUCUAUACUGGUGCUCUAACAUAUAAACCGGGAUCAUUAAAAUAUGAACUUCAGAUCCCGAAUCGUAUUGCCAAAAGAGAGUUUAUUGCAGAGGCACUUAAGAUUUAUGAUUGGAAAGAAGAGGAUUUAAUGUCUACUUUACUUAAACCAUUGAAGGACAAUAGUGUUAAGCAUUCAAAUGAAGAAGCAUUGAAACAAGCUUUUAUGGAUGCUUUAAUUCUCACUCUUCACGCGGACAUUGAACCAGAAUUUCGGGUGCAUACUCAAAAUUUAAGUAGAAAAGCAAUUGAUCUAGUAAAGACAAGUACCGGAAGAAGAAUAGCAAUCGAAUUUGAUAAUAUUAAGACAGAAUGUGUUAAAUUAAAUGGAGUCACAAAUAGCUGGCAGGAAUUAACUCAGGUGUCCCGAUUAUUGUCAGAAAAAUCAGAUGAAGAAAUUUUAAGCCUUGAAAUCAGUGAUAAAUAUCGGCCUAAACAAAAGACAGUUCGUGAAGUUUUGGAACAUAAAAUUAAAGUGAAAAAAAAUGAGUACUUAAUGCCUUUAAAAGAACGAAACGAUGCAGAAUUGAGUUGUAUGUUUAUUGUUUUGAGAGUGGGUUUGCAUCGUCUAAUUAGUAGGAGGGCUUAUUGUAUUGAUGAAUAA
Messenger RNA from Dentiscutata erythropus, 1881 nucleotides. Lineage: Eukaryota; Fungi; Glomeromycota; Glomeromycetes; Diversisporales; Gigasporaceae. The record is from the annotation of a GenBank genome assembly.